UUAUUAACCUAUUACUCGAGUAUUUAGGCUUUUACACUAUGAUAUAUGGAGAGCAUAUAAGUCAAUGCGACGGAAUUCAUGUUGACCAGCUUUUCCCUGCCGCCUCCUCCCCUUUCCCUCUCCGCCAGACCUUCAACUAAAAGGUACUGAAAUGGGAUUCACACCCAGAAAAUAGAUUAAAAGAAGAACUGCACUUCCCACACCACCUUUACUUUUUCUCUCAUCAUCCAUCUCAUUACACUGCUGCGCUGCAUUAUGUAGGUAGAAUGGAGACUAAAAUAAAAGGACAUGAGGAAGGGUGCAGUAGGAUGGAGGUUUCUUAUGAUGCUUAUUCUUCUUCAAAUCUCUCAAGAAGGGGAAGCUUUGGAAAACCUUCUUGGCUUCUUUGCUCUGUUGCAGAUUUGGAUGAGAGGAUGAAGCUGUUGGGGUUGAACUUGACAGGGGAAGGCAGUGAUAGUGCAGAUGACAGUUUUGCAAAACGUGCAGACUGCUACUACCAGCAACGUCCUCAGCUAAUUGCUUUGCUCCAAGAUUUGUACAAUAGUUACCUAUCCCUGGCUGACCGUUACUGCCAGUCACUGUCGAAGACUCACCACCACCACUCCGCUCUGUCCAUUCACUUUGCCGACAUCCACCAAGAUCUCGACCGGGGGGGAGACAAUGCCAUUGAUUCAUCUGAUGAUGCCGAGAGCUCUCUAUCUUAUCAACCACCACUGGGCCAGUUCCAUCACCAUCAAGCAAAAGCUGGGGACCCAGAUAUGAUCAUUGCUGACUUAGUGAUGAAAACGGUUGAGUGUGACAUGAUCCUUCAUGAGCUGGAGCAGUUGGAGAGACGCGGGGUGGAGUCGUCUAGGAAGAUGGAGUUGCAGAGGAGCCUGCUGGAUGUGCUUGAGGCCGAGAGGUUGAUUUUACUGAACGAGAACGCUAGGCUCGGGUACCAGGUCUCUGAGUUGGUGGAGGAGAACCAAGGGCUGGCAUCCGAGACUACUUUCAUGAAGAGGAAGGCAGCUGACCUGGCAAGGUGCCUGUUGAAAAUGAGGGAGGACCACAGGGUUUUUGUGCUCAGCCGGAAGCUGGAGGAGCUUCAAGGGCAGAUACAAGGGCUGGAGAAGAGGAAUAGGGAGUAUUAUGAGCAGCUGGUCAAGCAUGAUGAAGUAGAGAAGAAGAGGAACAACAGCGGAAAGAAGGUGAAAGGCUUUAAAGGGUGCUGUUUUCAAGUCCAUGAUGGAGUCUUUGCUUCUUCUUCUUCUUCUUCUUCAUCCUCUUCCUCUUCUUCGGCUGCUUGGUUUAGUAGCAGUGGUGGGUCAGCUGGUGGUAAUUUCGCUGGUGUCAAGAAAAAAAUCGUUCAACAUGGGAACAAUGGCAGUGGCAAAGGGCUGUUGGAGAGGUUCAAGAAGUUUGAAAUCUUUCCAUGUGGACCUCACUAAUUUCAUCUCACAGACUAUCGUACUACUUAAGCAAAACUCUAUUUAUGACCAUUGAUGUAGUAAUGUAGUUAGAGGCAGGUCAAUUAACCAAAGGAAAGAGGAAUGAACUUGAAGGCAUGGCCAACUAGUUUAAUUGCUCUUAUAUUGGCAAAAAUGAGCGCCUUUUUUGUACACUAUAAUAGUUGGCAACUGAGUAGUAAACAAUCCUUUUGAAGACAAUGUGAUGUUUAGUAGCACUUAUAUAUACUGAUCCGAUCGUUCCGUACUUCAAAAAAGUACCAAUCUAUGUUGGAGCGGUCUGUUGCACCCAUUAGGCAUAUUUCUCCUUGAGCUUAGCAAUCCGAA
This is a messenger RNA of Cuscuta epithymum, 1772 nucleotides long. The record is from the annotation of a GenBank genome assembly. NCBI's taxonomy places the organism in Eukaryota, Viridiplantae, Streptophyta, Magnoliopsida, Solanales, Convolvulaceae.